CCUGUGGGCUCAGGGGCUGGCCAGGCCUUCCCUGCCCCGGGUCUCGGCCCGGCCGCCUGUGCCCCGGAAGGAGCCGCUUGCAGGUGCCCCGGUGCUCUGGGCACAGGGCUCUUGAGUGUCUCUCACUAGUGGGUGGUGACAUGGCGCGAUAGCACCUGCGGCCUGGGGCCUUUGUGUCGCUUACACGCUGUGCUCCCACUGGACUGGGGUCCGUGCCUCUGCAGUGUGGCUUGGGAGAGAGGGAAGACACUCUUCUGAAGUUCCUGCGUGCUCAGAGAGUUUCUUUGCUCAGAAUUCGUGUGCGGCUGCGAUAUUCGGCUUUGUUGGCGUUGGCUACCAAAUGGCUCUCUUCAAUAGACGAUUUGGUUUGUCUUUAACCCAUCUAAGCAGUGCUGUGAUCCAACGACAGUUCAGCAUCACUGGAGCAUGCCAAGCGAUACAGAAACUAACCCGUGUGCGAGUGGUGGACAACAGCACCUUGGGGAACACACCAUACCACCGGCCACCAAAAUGUAUCCAUGUGUACAACAAGACUGGAGUUGGCAAAGUUGGAGAUAAGAUCCUUCUGGCUAUCAAAGGAGAAAAGAAGAAGGCUUUAAUUGUAGGGCACAAGAUGCCUGGCCCCACCAUGACGCCUAGAUUUGAUUCCAACAAUGUGGUACUCAUAGAAGAUAAUGGAAAUCCAAUAGGGACUAGAAUAAAAACACCAAUACCCUAUACACUGCGAAGAAGAGAAGGCGAGUUCUCCAAAGUAUUGGCCAUUGCCCGCAACUUUGUAUGAAUGCUAAGAGAGGUCUUCAGCAAUCCUUUCAUACAGUAGCUGUUCCUUGGUCCUUUUCCAGAAAUUGGUGAAACAUGAAAAAGCUGAUGUUCAUCAAGAAUCUCUCCUCCCUUUUAAGAAUUUCAAGCAACUAAUGUAAAUAUUGAAAUAGUUUCUUUUUCUCCAAAAGAAGGUUAAUUUAUUUCACAGAACAUCUGCAGUAUGUUUGGGAAAUCAUCCUUCACCCUUACUCCUCCUGUGGUGUUAAUCUGGUCUUUCAUCAUUAAAAUGAGAACAUGAAAAUC
Catharus ustulatus (Swainson's thrush) is the source of this 1065-nucleotide messenger RNA. RefSeq names its product mitochondrial ribosomal protein L14 (gene MRPL14). Gene Ontology annotation, molecular function: structural constituent of ribosome. Bases 341 to 781 code for a protein of 146 amino acids. The transcript is spliced from 3 exons. The record is from RefSeq and is a predicted model, not a curated record. Lineage: Eukaryota; Metazoa; Chordata; Aves; Passeriformes; Turdidae. Gene Ontology annotation, cellular component: ribosome; mitochondrion. Gene Ontology annotation, biological process: translation.